Molecule: messenger RNA, 1066 nt
Organism: Helianthus annuus (common sunflower)
Lineage: Eukaryota; Viridiplantae; Streptophyta; Magnoliopsida; Asterales; Asteraceae
Exons: 9
Coding region: 93-908 (271 amino acids)
Source: RefSeq, a predicted model, not a curated record
UUUUAAAUCAGCCCUAUAAAUUCAAUCUCAAUGCCAUUCAUUUAUUCAUCCGCCACCCACAUUUCACAUAUAUUCUCUCCUGUUUGUACAACAUGGAAUACGAAAACAAGUUACCCGAAUCGAAAUACGAAUGUCUUCUUUUUGAUGUUGAUGAUACUCUUUAUCCUCUAAGUUCUGGCCUAUCAGUAGAGUGCACCAAGAACAUCAAAGAGUAUAUGGUGGAUAGGCUUGAUAUAGAAGAAUCUAAAGUACCAGAAAUGUGUGCUCGACUCUACACGGAUUACGGGACAACAAUGGCUGGUCUUCGGGCUCUUGGUUAUGAUUUUGACCAUGAUGACUACCACAGAUUUGUUCAUGGGAGAUUGCCUUACGAGUAUCUACAACCCGACGCUUAUCUUAGAAGUCUUUUAAAUAGUUUGCCGAUAAGGAAAGUGAUUUUCUCAAAUGCGAAUGAGGCGCACGUGGCUGAAGUACUUGGCCGACUUGGAUUAGAGGACUGCUUUGAUGAUGUCAUAUGUUUCGAGACUUUAAACACUCAAAACCAAACCACUGAUGCUCCUAUUCCUACAACUUCUGUUGUUGGAGAUAGUCUUGAACCGGUUGGUUUAGUACCAACGAGUCCCAUUGUUUGCAAACCGUCGGAAAACGCUUUCCAACUUGCUUUUAAGAUGGCGAACAUUAACCCUCAUGAAACCUUGUUCUUUGAUGACAGUAUACGCAAUAUACAGACCGCGAAGCUCACGGGCCUCAGCACUGUGUUGGUUGGAUCAUCACAGCGUAAGAGCGGGGUGGACUAUGCUUUAGAGAGCAUACACAACAUCAAGGAAGCACUGCCCGAGCUAGGGGAAUUGGUCAACAAGUCAAAGGAUGUUCGAAAGAUUGCAAUUGAAACUCCUGUGGAAGCUUAAAUAUCUAUAACCGUAACUUCAUGGUUCUAAUCUUAUUGUGUUGCUGUCUUUGUACUAACAUAUUUAUGGUGUAAAUGAUAGUUUCAACUUUAUUACAAUGUAAUCUGGAAUCGUAAAGAAUUCUGUUUGGUUCAAUGUAUCUUUUGCUCUAAUGUCAA